Messenger RNA from Brenthis ino (lesser marbled fritillary), 4521 nucleotides. The record is from the annotation of a GenBank genome assembly. Lineage: Eukaryota; Metazoa; Arthropoda; Insecta; Lepidoptera; Nymphalidae.
AUGGCUGACAUUGGUCACAGUAUUUUACUGAAGUUUUUCGUCGAUAGAUCGAACAUGUCCGAAGCAAAGCCAGAUAUAGAAUCCAGUGUUCCCAAUAGCCAGGAACUCCGAGGUUCCUCCAAUCUUGAGCAGAACACCGUUGAAGAGCUGGAAAAUGCCGUAUACUCUCCAGUAAUUACAGUAACUAAAGAAGAAACCUCUUUGACAAAAGGAGAUUUGAAGGUCCACAAAGUAGUGGUAUCAGAAGACGUUUCGGACGACUCGAUAAAAAUUAAUAGAUCAACCAGCGUUAUUGAAACGAGAGGAACAAAUGAUGAUUCAAGAGUGGAGAGCAAAGUCUAUGUAUCUGUCAAAUCAGAACAAGGAAGUUUCACUACCGACAAUGAUAAGAAUAUUUUUAUGUUUGAAGGUGUUAAUGGAAAUGAUGAUCAAAAGGUCUCAAGGAAAACUAGAAUACCGAAACGAAAGUUUAAGCAAGCUGUUGACAAAAUUAAAAAAGAAGAACAAAUCAUUCAAGAAAGAAUUACCCAUGAUGAGCCAAAUCUUGACAUCAAAAUAACAUCUUCUAUACCAAGACUAAAAGAAAUUAAAGAAAUUUUUUUUAAACACAAAGAAGAUUCUCAAAAACUCGAUGAUGAAUUUGAUAAAUUAUAUGAAGAAACUAAAGACAACAAUGCGGAUGUCAGGAUUUCAACACCAGAAAGUCUAAGAGAUGCUGAAAUAGUUGAUUCCAUAUUUGAGGAAAUAAUACACGCUUAUGAUGAAAAAGUAGAAACAAGUACUGAAAAAGUACAUAUUAAUACUGAAAAUAUAGAGAAUAAUAAUGAUAAAAUAGAGAUGAGUACUAAAAAAGUACAAAUGAGUACAGAAGAAAAAACGAAUACUGAAAAAGUUGGAAACGGUUCGGAAAAAGUAGAAACAAAUACUGAAAAACCGAAAAGUAAAAUACCACUACUUAAGCGUAAAAGUGAACAGGAGAUUAAACUACCAAUUAACAGGCGAAGCUCAUUGAAAAAGAGCAUUUCAAUAGAUGACUCAAAAAUUCCGAUACAAUCAAAAUCGACCGCUAAAAUCGAUUUAGCACAUACCAAAAACCCUGAAACUUGCUCUACAAUAAAUAAAUUAGAGUCUGAUUUAGACAAAAAAACUGAAUCAUUUGAAAGUAAAAUGAUUAUAAAAACUAUAAAAACUCAGCAAAGUAUUGAAAUGGAACACUCAAACGUUUCUUCUAAAGAGUUACCGACUACAAGUAACGAAGUCUCAAAAUGUAAAAUUCCAGUGAAAUCACAUACAAAGGAUAAAAUACAGAAACUUAAUUCAGCUACAUUAAAUAAACUCCCGGCUAAAUCAAAUAUUAUUGAGAAAAUUGUAAGCCAGCAUACUACAAGUGAAGUUUCUAAAUCUUCCCUUGACACAGAAGCUAAUGAAACUCAUAGGAUUUCAAGGGAUUUAAUUGAAAAAGCAUUACAAGACCAUCAAGGAGAAACAAGAGAUAUUAAAAAUAGUGAAAAGAUUGAAGAAAAAUUGACCAAUCAACAAAUUUCAGCCCAAGAAAAUCAAUCUAUAAUAAAUACAGAUAAUAAAAUUUCCCAAAGCGGAAUUAGUGUAAGUGAAAAUAGUCAAAUAUCUUCUAAUGAAAUUCAAGAAACCAACCAUAGUACUAAUUCUCAAACUGUUACAAGAAGUUUUACAGUAACAAGUACUCAAUGGGACAAUUUAAGCAAAAACUUGUUUUCAAGUGAAAAUAACCACAUAAAUAUGGACUUAGCUUCUAUAAAAAAUAGUGAUGAAAUUAAAGAAUCAAUUAAUGAUAACAAUAUAAUAACUGAAAUCUCAAAAACUGAUGUGGAAAGUCAAACUAUUAAAAAGACAGAAAUUAAAGAAACUAUAAGAGUAUCAACUCUUGAAUAUGACAGUUCAAUUGAUUUUAAAACUGAAAAUACAAAUAAUAAUGAAAUAAGCGAUUCAGAAGAUAGUUUAAAUAAUUCCAAUAUCAAAAUGAAAGAAAAGGAAAUAAUAUCAAAUAUUAUUUCUAAAGAAAACCAUAAUGAAAUUAAAUCAGAUAUGACAGAGCUAGUCAAAAGUGGUGAGGCUCACAAAUUAGAAACGAUCAGAACCGAAACAAAUUUAAUUGAUAUCCAGAAAAAAGACAAUACAAGCUUUAAAAAUAAUGAAGAAAGUGAAAAUAAAACUAGUGAAGAUAUUAAAACAAAAUCCGAAAAUACAAACAAAGUUAAAUAUGAUUCUAAAGAAAUAAACAAUAAUAAAAAUUUUGAAGCUAAAGACUAUUCUAAAAAUACAUUUAUUUCAUUACACCCAAAUUUACAAACAGAAGGCGAAUCUAAAACAAACAACAGAGUGAUAGCUCAAAAAAUAGCAAAUCGAAUCGAAAGUAUAACAGGAAAUAUAAACAAAACAGAUAACAUUAUAAAAGAAAAUAAAGUUACCGCAAAUAAACCUCUUAAUAUUGUCAGUGAUAAGCUUAAAGAUGAUAAAGAAAUAAAUAGCAUUACACUUAAUGUAAAUAAUAAAAUUUCAUCCCAAAUUGAAAAUAUCGAUGAAUUAAAUGAAGAAGACAUAAUAAUUUUAAGAGGAAAGGUAAAUCGAAUAAUAAGUCGCUUGGAUUCUAGAGAAGUAAAAAUAGAAAAAACAGAGAAUGAUAUACCAAAAAAUAUAUCUAUCGACUCGAAAAUUGCUAUUUUUGAAAAUAAUGAAUCAGAAAAUCUCAAAAAUGGUUUACAAAAUAUAGCUACUAAUGAAACUACAGAUGAUGAUAAACCAAAAAUCGUUGACGAAAUACUAAAAUGUAAUGAAAAUAUUAUUACUGAAAAAACUAUAACAAGAGACACUAUAUUGGAUAUCUAUGAUAAUAAUAAAGAAAAUAAAUUUGAUUACCAUACAGUAUUUAAUAAAGUUCAUUCGUCUGUACUAAGAAGAUUAAAAAGUUUGGAAAUGAACUCAAAAUUAAACUUAAAAGAUGUAAUUAAUCAAGAAAAUUUAAUAGAUAAAGAAAUAAAUCAAAAUAUAUCAAAACCGAGCGAAGGAGAAAAGAGAGAAAUAAACAAAAUAUAUGAAAAUAUAUCAAAAAUAAAUGGAGAAGAACAAAGAAAAUUUAAUAGUAUAGAAGUAAAUAAAAAAGAAACUAUCAAAGAUGAAUAUAAUAGAACAAAAUCAUUAGCAGAGUUACAUUUUGAAGGUGACAGUGAUAGAAAUAUUUUUGAUAAUAAAAACAAAAAGAAAUUACAAGAAGACAAAAGAGCAAAAUCUCUGGCGCAAUUAGAUUUAGAGAAUGUAAUGAAAGGGAGAGUUAGACAAAUGGUUCUUAGAAUGAAUUCUAUAGAACAAAUAAAUAAGGAGAGAAGAGAGCUGGAAAGAAAUAGGCCAAAAAGAUCGGUCUUGUCAAGAGCUGCAGUGUUCGAGAAGAAAGUAGUUCCAGAUAAAGUGGAAAAUGUGACAAAAACCGAUAGAGGGCGGUCAAAUGAGAAAGUGCCAGAGAUCGGUCUAAUAAGUGAAGAAGAAUUCCAAGAGAGAAUAGCAGAACUUAAUUCUGCGAAAGCAAAGUAUGGGAAGUGGGAAAAUAUGCCGACGAUUGAACUGAGGGAUGGUUCGCUCAUGCCUGUACUAGCUGUUGGUACGGCUUUGCUCGAACCAAAACUAAUUAAACACAUAAUAUCAACUGCAAUCGAUCUCGGGUAUAGAGCUAUCGACACAGCAUUUAUUUAUGGAAAUGAGAAGGAGAUAGGAGAAGCUAUCAAGAGUAAGAUAGAAGAUGGCACAGUUAAGAGAGAGGACCUCUUCAUCAUCUCCAAACUCUGGAGCACGUUCCAUCGCCGCGACCUGGUUGAGACGGCGUGUCGCCUUUCCCUGGAUUCCAUGGGGUUAGAAUACUUCGACCUGUAUAUGAUACACAACCCCAUGUCUUUUAGGGAAGGCUCGAACCCACUGCCCAAAAUCGCCAACGUGCUCCAAUACUCGCAAUACGACUACUUAGAAGCAUGGUAUGGAAUGGAAAAUGUUGUAGCCAAGGGUCUGGUGAAGAGAGUCGGCCUCAGCAACUUUAACUCGGCCCAAGUUGACAGGAUCAUAGAGAAAGCGAAGAUCAAGCCAGUGAUUAAUCAGGUCGAAUGCCAUCCCUAUUUAAAUCAACAUAACUUGGAAGAUUUUUGCACCACUCGCAACAUGAAACUUAGCUGCUUUAGCGUGUUGGGAUCUAAGGGGACCCCUAAGGAUCUGAAGAGUGCGACCUCCGCAGUGAUUGAUGACCCCUUGGUGCAGGUCAUGGCUGCAGGGUUAGGAGUCACACCUGCUCAGUUGCUUAUUGCCUACCAGCUACACCAUGGCCGUAACGUAGUGGUAAAGUCUUCCACCGGCGCCCACCUGUGGGACAACCUGCGAGCGCUCGACCUGAAGCUCAACCAGACUCAGGUGUCCGCCUUAGACGCGCUUAAUAAAAACAAACGCACGUUUACUUUUAAAGGGAUGGGUGAUACUCACAAGAAUUAUCCCUUCAAAACUGCAUUU